AUGCUGCUAGUAUACGCCCUCUCCUUUAUUCCAUUAGUGGACGCAUGGACCUUCCUUUGGACCAACGCCACGGGCAAAGCUACCAUCAUCCACAAUAGUACCCAGCACCAAAAGUGCACACAGAUCAGUCUCGCACAAGGCAAGUUGUUUGAAUGGGAUCCUGAGAGUGAGGGAGUUUGCGUCGGCAUAUACUACGAUACCGAGUGUAAAACGGCCGGUGGUCUUACGUGUGGUGCGUGGGACAAGAAUGCCAGCACGAACUUCGAUGCCAUUUCAAUCUUCCCGUCAGAUCAGUCUGCAGCUGUGACAGUCGGGCCUGCUCCAACCACAACGGCGGAAUCCUCAAGCUCCCCAGCAUCGACUGCCGCAACUACUACCUCCUCCUCCUCCUCCACCUCUUCUUCCUCCACUUCCUCCUCCACACCUCCUUCGACCAGUGUUGCAACGACAGGUAACAAGUCAUCGUCGUCUGGCUCGUCUCUCUCGGGCGGAGCAAUAGCAGGCAUUGUCAUCGGAGUAGUAGCCGGUGUCGUCCUAAUCGCCGCUUUAUUCUUCUUCGUUGGCCGACGGAACCGCAACAACAUAGCUGCUGCUGCGAACGCGCAGGCAGAUUCCAUGCCUCAGGGUCCCUAUGCACCACAGGGUCCAACGCCAGAUGGAAAGUAUGCACAAACUUCAUCAAUGGAUAAAUCUGAAAAGCCGCCAACCUCAUCGUCUGGUGUGCCCUUAACCCAUCCUGCUUUAGGGUCAAGGGUGGCGGAGAUUAGUGGAGACAAACCGCCUGCUGAGAUGGCUCACACUCCGGUAAUGACCGCGCUUGAACUUGAAGGGACAAGUGCCGGUAAUCGACAGUUUUACAGAUGA
Penicillium riverlandense is the source of this 864-nucleotide messenger RNA. RefSeq lists its product as uncharacterized. Lineage: Eukaryota; Fungi; Ascomycota; Eurotiomycetes; Eurotiales; Aspergillaceae. The record is from RefSeq and is a predicted model, not a curated record. The transcript has a single exon. The coding region runs from base 1 to 864 and encodes 287 amino acids.